Erigeron canadensis is the source of this 1699-nucleotide messenger RNA. RefSeq names its product aldehyde dehydrogenase family 3 member F1-like. The coding region runs from base 132 to 1592 and encodes 486 amino acids. The transcript is spliced from 10 exons. Gene Ontology annotation, molecular function: aldehyde dehydrogenase (NAD+) activity. The record is from RefSeq and is a predicted model, not a curated record. Gene Ontology annotation, biological process: aldehyde metabolic process. Gene Ontology annotation, cellular component: cytoplasm. NCBI's taxonomy places the organism in Eukaryota, Viridiplantae, Streptophyta, Magnoliopsida, Asterales, Asteraceae.
AUUAUAGGCCUCUUGACCAUACUACAAAUAGCUUACCGUUAUUUUGUAAAUUAUUAAUACAUAUAAAAAACACUAGAUUGUUUCUUCACUUUAAAAACUUAGAGAAAAAUAAUCAUACACACACGCACACAAUGGAAGCAAUUGUGGGUGAUUUUGAAGGAGAAUUGAAUGAGUUGAGGGAGGUUUUCAAGAGUGGAAAGACAAGAGAUAUAUCAUGGAGGAGGUCACAACUACAUGGGAUCCUUUCUCUCCUUAAAGAAAGAGAAGGUGACAUUUUCAAGGCUCUUAACCAAGAUUUGGGCAAACAUCAUGUUGAAGCAUAUAGAGAUGAGAUUGGAACAGUUGCCAAAUCUGCAAAACAUGCACUUGGGAACUUAAAGAAAUGGACGUCUAGCAAAAGGGCUAAAUUGCCAUUAUCUACAUUUCCAGGCAGAGCAAAGUUGGUUCCGGAACCCCUUGGUGUCGUUCUCAUUCUAUCAUCUUGGAAUUUUCCAUUUGGUUUAUCAUUUGAACCAAUAAUCGGAGCGAUAGCAGCAGGAAAUGCAAUAAUCUUAAAGCCUUCGGAGCUAGCUCCAACGUGUUCCUCAGUUCUUGCCAACAUUAUCCGUGAUUACCUUGAUAACUCUGCUAUCAAGGUUGUCGAAGGCGGACCUUAUGUUGGAGAAAAACUUCUCCAGCAUAGAUUCGACAAAAUUUUCUACACAGGUGGUCCAAGAGUUGGCCAAAGUGUAAUGACAGCGGCUGCCAAAAACCUAACUCCUGUGACUCUAGAGCUCGGUGGCAAAUGCCCUGCCGUGGUUGAUUUCUUAUCUAGUUCUUGGGAUAAAAAGAUCGCGGUAAAAAGAAUUAUAUGGGGUAAAUUCGGAGCUUGUGGUGGACAAGCUUGCAUUGCAGUGGAUUACAUACUCACUCAGAAGAAAUUUGCACCAAUUCUAGUGGAACUACUGAAAAAAUACAUCAAGAGAUCAUAUGGAGACAACCCAAUGGAGUCUAAUAGCCUUGCCAAGAUAAUAAACAAGAAACAUUUUUCAAGACUAAAAGAGCUUCUAGACGAACCUCAUGUCAAAUCUUCUAUAGUUUACGGCGGUUCAUCAAACGAAAAUGAUCUAUACAUUGAGCCGACAAUUUUGGUUGAUCCUCCACUUGACUCGGAGAUUAUGACAGAAGAGAUUUUUGGUCCAUUACUUCCAAUUAUCACAUUAGAGAAAAUUGAAGACAGUAUUGAGUUCAUAAGGGCUAGGCCAAAACCACUUGCUAUUUAUGGCUUCACAAAUAAUGAAAAACUUCAGAAAAAGAUGAUUAAUGAAACCUCAUCUGGAAGCAUUACAUUUAACGAUGCUAUUAUUCAAUAUGUAGCGGAUACAUUGCCGUUUGGAGGAGUUGGCGGAAGCGGGUUUGGAAGCUACCAUGGGAAGUUCUCGUUCGAAAAUUUUAGUCAUCAGAAGGCGGUCAUGGUGAGGGGAUAUCUUAUUGAUUUCGGGUUCAGAUAUCCUCCUUGGAACAAUAAGAAAUUACAACUUCUUAAAUCUGGUUUAAGAUAUGAUUACAUUACACUUGUUUUCAUUAAGUUAGGUUUAAAAAGUAAAGCUUGAUGAUGAAUAGUUGAAUUAUAUGUUUUCCUUAUUUGAAUAAAUGUUGAAUUUGAAUGCUUGUAACUUACUAAGUUUGUUUUUAAAAUGUAAUUAACUAUUGUAUUAUA